This is a messenger RNA of Helianthus annuus (common sunflower), 3816 nucleotides long. RefSeq lists its product as uncharacterized. The record is from RefSeq and is a predicted model, not a curated record. Bases 1 to 3816 code for a protein of 1271 amino acids. NCBI's taxonomy places the organism in Eukaryota, Viridiplantae, Streptophyta, Magnoliopsida, Asterales, Asteraceae. The transcript has a single exon.
AUGGCUGGUCAAAGGUUGACAGAUAAUAACUUGGCGCUAGGGGCGGGAAGCGGGACCACCCCACUAUCGUCCCCGGCCGUUACCAGAUCUUUGGAUCCAGAGUUCGAAGCGGAAGGACCACCACCGGGGUUUGAUAAUAUCACCACCGUCUCUUCCCAGGCAGUGGUUACAAACCCUUUCCUCUAUAUACCCUCACAAACACCACCUGGAAGGAUGGAGGGGACAGGCAGUGGCGUCUCUACUCCAGGAGCUACUGUUUUCUCGCAGACUUCACGACUUUACUCCACUCCAGUCAUCACUUCGGCGAGCCCCAGUAUCUUGGUAUCUGGAACCAAUACUCCCCAAUACUACCAACCGUUGGUCUCCAGUCCAAUGCCACCGUUGUAUUCAGCCGCGCUAACGGCGGCGUUAUCCACCCCACCUCAUCAGCCUGUCAUCAUGCCAACGGGAGUAAUGAAUGCCCCUGUCACACCAGGAAACCAAAUGUAUUUCCCGGGAUAUUGCUAUACGCCCCCUUUUGGGUAUUUACCCUCGUACGGGGGAGCAGUUUAUCUACCCCAGGGAACAGCGCAGGGAAACUCUCAAUCGCCCUACGCGGCUUACAUGCCGCCGUGGUGGAACUUUCCAACGCCUCAGCCAACGUAUACCCAAGCGCCAACGGAGCCUGUGCACUACAGAGAAAAUGCGGUCAGACCCCGGUUGACUCCUUUAGAAAACUCCGGUCCAGGAACAGGUCCUGCCCCGGGGGUGAACAUUCCACCUACACAGCCAAUGAAUAUAGAAGAUGACGAGCUAACCAAGCCGUACAAGCCAGUGGAUGCAACAUUCCGAUCCAAAUUCACGCGUAGGAUCGCUGAAGCCCCUAUCAAAGAAAAACCGAAGAUGCCCCAAACCGUCGGUAAGUACGAUGGCCUCACUGACCCGGAUGAUCACCUUAAUUUAUUUAAGAGCGCGGGUGAAGUGGCUUGUUGGCCCAUGCCCCUAUGGUGCAAAAUGUUCGUACAAACUUUAGUGGGAGCAGCGCGAGUAUGGUGGGAUAGCCUACCCACGGGUGAGAUAGACAGUUUUGAAGAUUUGGAAUCAAAGUUCAUCCUACAGUUCAGUCAACAGCGACGACAUACAAAAGACAGGAACGAACUACUCCAUAUCCGUCGUCGAGACAAUGAGACGGUGGAAAAUUUCAUCAUCAGAUUCAACAAAGAAAGCCUGGCGAUACCAGGUGUCACCAACGAUUUGGCAUGCGGAGCUUUCCUCCAAGGGGUCAACGAUGAUGAGUUACUGAGAACAUUGCACGGAAGAGAUGGGGUACCCCCGACCAUAGACGAGAUACUCCGGAUCGCCAAAGUAUACGUUAUACAGGAGAAAGCGGUAGCGGCCAGCCACGCAGCCAACAGAAAGAAAGAAGCCCAGAAGAACCAGGAGGAAAAGGAUAGUCGGGGGUCCAAGAGUAAAAACAAGGGAGACCGAUACCAGCGAAAUGACAAAGACUCGCGGUAUGAUAGACACCGGAGCUCCUACUCAAGGAAUGAGACGUCUAAACCUCGAUCCGAGUAUCCCAAUUUGAGCAAGACCCCGGCAGAAAUUCUUGCCUCAGAAAAUCUCAGGCUCAAUCCACCAAAACCGUUAAAAGACAACCCGAACAAAGACACGAGCAAAUACUGCGAGUAUCACAAGGGGAGCGGGCACGACACUAACGACUGUUUCCAGCUUAAGAAACAGAUCGAAUAUUUCGUGAAGUCAGGAAAAUUGGCACAUCUAGUGCGAGACAUAAAGCAGGGCCCGCCCUUGGUUAAGGAAGAAAGCGAUAAGGCGGCAGGAAAAAGGCCGCGCGAGUUGAACAUGGUUCAUGCCGGUACAAGAAAAGGGGCGAAACGGAGUUUCUCCACACUCGAACCUUGGAUGUUGGCAACUAUGACAAUUGAACCACGAAUGGAAGAUUUGCAUCUUACCACGGACGCCCUGAUCAUUUCGGCGGCGGUAGAAGAUUACCGUAUGAGGCGAAUCCUGGUCGACACCGGAAGCUCGGAGGAUAUCAUCUAUGAGCAUUGUUUUGAUAGAAUGCAACCAGAGGAUAAAAAGCUGCUCGAAUCAGUACACGCUCCUAUUAAGGGUUUCACAGGAGAGAAGGUGGAUCCUAUCGGUCAAAUCACCUUCCCGGUAACUUUCGGGCAGGCACCCAAAGAAAGAACGAUACUACUUACCUUCCUCGUGGUCCGCGCCGAAUCGUACCACAACGUGAUCAUUGGAAGGUUCACCUUGGGAAAGUUAGAUGCCAUAGUCUCCACGGCGAGAGGCUUUAUGAAGUUUCCAACACCGCAGGGUAUCGCUACCGUAUUUCGCGAUAGAAUUGGAGAGAUAUUGGAUACCAAACGAUGUCGCCAAGGGCCCGCGGGGGCCACGGGACCAGAAAGGUGGGUACUGAGCACACGCCACCCGGACCAAAUGGUCACCAUCGGCGACACUCUGUCCCCAGAAGUAAAGAGCGAUUUGAAACAAUUGCUAAAAAGAAACGCAGACAUAUUCGCUUUCGAGCACGCCGAUAUGACCGGAGUCCCUCGCGAUAAAGCAGAACAUAAGCUCGCCACGCUCCCAGGCAUUAAGCCGGUCGCCCAGGGUAAACGCAGUAUGGCCCCGGAUCGCCGGGCAGCGGUCGUUAAGGAAGUACGCAAGUUAGUGGAAGCUGGAAUCCUCAGAGAAACACAGUACCAUACUUGGGUGUCUAACCCGGUCAUGGUUAAGAAACCAGACGGCACAUGGCGGAUGUGCAUCGACUUCAAAGAUUUGAACAAAGCGUGUCCAAAAGACGCAUACCCGUUGCCCGAAAUCGACUUAAAGGUUGACUCUCUGGUGCCGUAUCGAUACAAGUGUUUUUUGGACGCGUAUAAGGGAUACCACCAGAUCAAAAUGUCCAAAGAAGACGAAGAGAAAACAGCUUUCCACACCGACGUUGGCAUCUUUUGUUACACCAAAAUGCCAUUUGGGCUACGGAAUGCAGGAGCCACCUACCAGAGGCUCAUGGACAAAGUGUUCGAAACACAGAUCGGGCGAAAUCUGGAAGUCUAUGUAGACGACUUGGUAAUAAAGAGCAGCGAAGAAAAGCAAAUGCUGGCAGAUAUAGAGGAAACUUUCCAGCGGCUCAGAGAGUACAACAUAAAGUUAAACCCAAAGAAGUGUUCUUUUGGGGUGGAAGAGGGAAAAUUUCUGGGGGUAGUAGUUACCCGCGAUGGCUUUAAAGCUAACCCAGAAAAGAUAACCGCCAUAUCGCGAAUGCCUUCCCCCCGAACGCUGAAGGAAGCUCAAGCCCUCAACGGACGACUGGUAGCAAUCAACAGGUUCCUAGCAAGACACGCUGAAAAAUCAUUGCCGUUCAUAAAAACGCUAAAAGAUUGUCUAGACAAAAAGAAUUUCAAAUGGACCGGCGAAGCGGAACAAGCUCUGCAGGAAAUGAAGCGUUUCAUAGAAAGGCUCCCCACGCUAACCGCGCCUAGACACGGUGAAGUGCUAAAAAUGUAUCUUGCGGCGGCCCACACAGCAGUAAGUGUUGUGCUCAUGGUUGAACGGGAAGGAAAACAAACGCCAAUAUACUAUAUAAGCCGGGUCUUAGCAGGACCUGAAACGCGCUACCCUACGUUGGAAAAGCUGGUCUUAGCAUUGGUGCACGCGACGAGGCGAUUAAGAAGGUACUUCCAGGCACAUCGUAUACAGAUCUUAACUAACUAUCCGCUACAGCAGAUCCUGCACAAACCGGAGGUCUCGGGCAGAUUGGCCAAGUGGGCUAUCGAGCUGGGGGCCCUAGAUAUCGAAUACCAGAAAUGA